UUGCAGAUGUAAUUACACCUUCUCCUCAAUUAUUUUAAGAGGAGAGUGUUGGUGAGUGUUGGUCCGGCCGAGGCCUGAACCACGACCACCCGCACAACAGACCGACGCACUUACCAACUGAGCUAAUAAUAGAACCCUUUCAAAAUUACCCUCAGUGGAUGCGAGACUAAUCCCAUCGAGAUAAGGAGUGAUUUCUUUUGUAUUUUUCAGGUUAGCCUUACCUCCAAGAUAACGUUAAAAGGAGUUGAAGUUAAGAUAUUUUAUUUGAAUAACAAUAAAUGUCACUUGUCUCCUAUCAUUUAGGGAUGUCUGAAUCAAGCAAACAUUUUGUUGCAACAAAAGAAUUGGUUCCAAAAACGUGUAUGGUAUGCGGAUGUCAUUGGUGCCAAUGAAUGCUUGUGUUUGGCCAGUGAGCUAAUCUAUGGAAAGUAGUGAACAUAAGCUGAAAAGCAAAUUAUUUAAUGACAAGAAACUUGUUCACUGUCCAUAAGUAAAUACCUUGUCUAACAAUCACCGUCCCUUCUUCACAAGCUUCAUAGUUAGCGAUCUUUGCGAGUCCUUGUCGAACACUAUGUGGGUAGGUGGCAAAUAGUUUGAGGUUAUCGAUGAUAGCAGCGAACACCUUUAGAUGUGUGGCAGUUCUCUUGAGGCGUGGCAUCAUAAGGUGCUGUCUGGUGGUCUUCGUUAGGACGAAAUUUGGACGCACGUGUGACUUGAAUGCUGGAGAACACCAAAAACAGUGUUAAAACAAGCUUAAAGUACACGGAUGGCCAAUCACAGCUAACCAAUAUAUGACGUCAUGGAUUUAGACAUCGAAGACGAAGACAGUCAUUCAGGCACAGAGGAUAUAGGGUUUGGCAAUGCUGGUUCCCGAAAGAGAAGUUCAGUUGAUCAUUAUUUGUUGUCAUCUUAUCGUAUUUUGAAAGAAAAGAAAGAAACUGAGGAUAAAACAGAGCAGCAUGAUGAGAAUAAACCACCCUCUGAAGAAAGCAAAAUGCGUUCUGCUGUCAGGAGGAAUUUUAAGAAAGUUGCUAAGGCUAUUACUAAACAAAGAAAGCUCAGUUCAUUACUGGAGGACAUCGCUCAUCAAGGUGAUGAUCACACUAAAGCAAAAGGAUUCGUAGCUCAAACUGGAACAGAACAAGGUCAGGAUAGGGCAAGUUUCAACGUUAAUGCAUUCAAAGCGCACAUCCAAUCUUGUGGAGCUAUUCCUCCGGACGUCAAAGCUAUCUUGGUGAAGCAAUCAUGGAAUAGAAGCAAAGAAGAAGUAGAAAAAGUUCUUCGAAUUGUGAAGAGGAUGAAAGGUUUCAAUAGAUAUCCCCUGUAUGUUAAGCGAGAACUGGCUAGGGUUGUUUAUCAUGGCAAGUAUCAGUCUGGAAGGUGUAUCAUUAGACAAGGUCAUGUUGGAAUUUCAUUUUAUUUCAUCGUGUCGGGAACAGUAACCGUGGAAAGGAUCGAGGAGGAUAGGGUUACGGGCGAAAAACAUAUACAGAUUGUUGGUGAGAUGAGUGAGGGAGAUUCUUUUGGUGAGUUGGCUCUCCUUCACGACAUCCGCAGAGCAGCGACUAUCAUCUGCAAGACUUCCUGCGAAUUCUUGAUUGUUGACAAAGAUGAUUUCAAUGAGGUGCUUCGAAUGAGUCAUCAAAUCGAGUACGAAAAAAAGAUGUCCGUUCUUUCGACGCAUCCUGCCUUCGCUACGUGGACAAACGUCGAGAAAAAACAGACUGUUCCUCACACCAAGAUACGUGUCUUUCAACACGACAUGAUCAUCCUUGGUGGUAAACAAGCAUCGUCAGAUUUUGCUUAUUUCAUCAUCAGUGGAAAAUGCAAUGUGGUCAGGGAAAUUAUGGUCGUCAAAAAACUCUUCAAUUCUGGUAAAGCGCGAUAUUCCCUCCCAUCUAUAAAUGACACCAAACAUGGCAUCUUAAGUGUACAAGAUUAUGCCAACAAGAAAAUAGAAAGGAAGUUGUUGAUCAUCCGUACACUUAACGAGGGGGACUUCUUUGGUGUUGGCGAGGACUUGGACAAAACCUACAUCAUAACUGCAGAAAGGGUUAGUUGUGUCCUAAUCAACCACUUAGCUUUGCUGAAGAGAGACAGAGGAAAAUAUAUGGAAGAAAUGAGACAGAGGCUCAUGAAGUCUUUCCCAACACAACAAGAAGCAUUCAAGGGUUUCUUAGAUGACUAUAACUGGAAACAGUACAAAACAAAGUGCAUAAAAGAUGUAGUUAAAAAACUCCACAAACCCAAUUGUACAACAUGUGAUGACGUACCACUGGUUGUAAGAAGAGAUAAUGCUUAUUAUUUUGAAUGAUUUCUAUGAUUGUACAUAUGAUGAC
Actinia tenebrosa (Australian red waratah sea anemone) is the source of this 2339-nucleotide messenger RNA. RefSeq lists its product as uncharacterized. Lineage: Eukaryota; Metazoa; Cnidaria; Anthozoa; Actiniaria; Actiniidae. The record is from RefSeq and is a predicted model, not a curated record.